AUGAGUAAAGUAUUUACCCCAUUGAGCAUAGGUGACUAUGAAUUAAGUCAUAGAAUUGUCAUGGCACCAUUAACUCGUUACAGAGCCCCCAAUGGAAUCCCUGGCGAGUUAAUGGAAGAAUAUUAUAAGCAGAGAUCAUCAUCGGGAUCCUUAAUUAUAGCUGAAAGUACAGCUAUUUCUCCCACUUCAGGUAAUCCACUUAAUACUCCAAGAGUUGAUACUCCCGAAUCAAUUGAAGGAUGGAAAAAAGUGGUGGAAGCAGUACAUCUGGAAGGAGGUAUAUUCUUCUGUCAAUUGAAUCAUUAUGGUAGAGGUGCUGUACCAAGUGAAAAUGGUAAUGUAUUACCGAUUUCAAGUUCAUCCAUUGCUAUCAAAGGUGAAAAGUUCUAUAAACCCAAGGAAAUGGAUGAAUCUGAUAUGAAGCAAGUGAUUGAAGACUUUACCAAUGCUGCUGAAGCUGCGAUUAAAGCCGGAUUUGAUGGAGUAGAAUUACACGGAGCUAAUGGUUACUUAUUGGAUCAGUUUGUUAGAGACAAUGUUAAUGUCAGAACCGACCAAUAUGGUGGAUCUAUUGAAAACAGAUGUAAGUUCCCUUUACAAGUAUUAGAUUCAGUUAUCGCUAGAAUCGGUAAAGGGAAAGUGGGAUACAGAAUCAGUCCAUGGGAUCCAUAUCAAGAUUGUAAAGAUUCCAAACCUUUAGAGCAUUUUGCCUAUUUCUGUGAACAACUUGAAAAGAGGAAUAUUGCUUAUGUUCAUAGUGUUGAAGAGAGAAGUGAUGCCAAUGGAGGUAGAGAAAACGAUAGUACCAGUUCCGAUAGAGUGACAGUUUCUGCUUUGAAGAAAUAUUUACCUUCCACUCCAUUGAUUUCAGCUGGAGGUUGGAACGAUAGGAACUUAUCAACAUUUGAUGACUUUGAACUUGAUGCUAUUGCCAUAGGGAGAUUUUAUAUCAGUAAUCCUGAUUUGAUCAAGAGAUUGAGGGACAAAUUACCUUUAUCAGCUUAUAAUAGAGCAACAUUCUAUCAACCAUUAGAGCCAAAAGGUUACAUAGAUUACCCAGUUAUCUAA
Messenger RNA from Yamadazyma jaroonii, 1068 nucleotides. The record is from the annotation of a GenBank genome assembly. Lineage: Eukaryota; Fungi; Ascomycota; Pichiomycetes; Serinales; Debaryomycetaceae.